Molecule: messenger RNA, 5411 nt
Organism: Carassius carassius (crucian carp)
Lineage: Eukaryota; Metazoa; Chordata; Actinopteri; Cypriniformes; Cyprinidae
Gene: fndc3bb
Product: fibronectin type III domain containing 3Bb
Exons: 26
Coding region: 178-3762 (1194 amino acids)
Molecular function (GO): protein binding
Source: RefSeq, a predicted model, not a curated record
CACCCCCACGUGCGCUUCCACAUAUUUGACAUUACCGAAUUCCACACUGGUCUGGUCUGGUCCACCGUGGACUUCGCAGCGACGGAAUGACAUGCUUUCUGUUACGAGCACUUAGGGACUAACGUGUUAAUAAGCAAGAUUGACUGAAUCCGAGCUGUUGUAGGGAGGGCUCCAUGAAUGUUCGUCACCAUGAUGAUGAUGGACCAAAUGCUGGACCUCCCGCCUCCAUUGAGCAACGAGGUUCCCAUGAUGCACCACGUGAUCAAUGGCGAUGCACCACAGCAGGUGAUCCUGGUCCAGGUGAACCCAGGUGAGACGUUCACCAUCCGCACGGAAGACGGGGCUUUGCAAUGCAUCCAAGGGCCUGCUGAAGUUCCCAUGAUGUCACUGAAUGGUUCCAUUCCACCAAUCCACGUUCCUCCUGGCUACGUCUCCCAGGUUCUGGAAGACAACACAGGCUUGCGGAGGGUUGUGGUCACGCCUCAUUCUGAAUGUUAUCCUCCAAGUUACUCUCCGGCUCUGUCCCCAAGCCACCACAUUCACCCGCAGUACCUGACGCACCCACACUUUAUUCCAGCUUCACAUACGUCAUAUUAUCCCCCAGUCAGGCCCAGUGACGUGCCCCCACACCAGUUCUAUCAGCACCGUCUGCCACCCUUCUAUUCGGAAGAGAUCAUCCCGCUGUAUAACAUCUCCACUUUCAUGGGUCAUGAGGAGUACUGUAAACCUCCACCCAAGAAGCUCAAACAGCCGGUGGAGCGUACAAGUCUAAGGCAGGUGACCAGCCCGCUGUCCAACAGCUACAAGAACACCACGGCCUGCACCACCACCACUAACGGCUACGGCAAGAGCCACAGCAGCCCUGGAGGAGGAGGAGGAGGAAGCCCUGGCAACAAGAGGCCAGAUCGAAGAGCCAGAGGAAGCCCCAAACACUCAGACACCGAGCCACAGGAUCACGAUGUGGACACGAGGCGAGUUCAGGCUGUGCCAUCAGGAAUGGACAAGCCGCAGGUGUCUAACGUACAGUCCCGCUCCGCGCUUGUGUCAUGGACAUCUGUUUCUGUAUCGGGAUCAUCUGGACGGGUCACUUCCUGUGGUUACGAGCUCCAGCUCAAGGACAAGGGCAGAGACGGGAAAUACAAGGUUGUGUAUAGUGGUGAGGAGCUCCAGUGCACCCUCACUGACCUCAGACCGGCCACAGACUAUCACGUCAGAGUAAACACAGUGUGUAACUCAGUAAAGGGUCCCAGUUCGGAUGCGAGGGCCUUCACUACCCACAGCGCCCCUCCUGAUACCCCUCUACCCCCCAGACUGUCCCAUCGCACCAAGAGCUCCCUCACAUUACAGUGGAAGCCCCCUGGGGACAAUGGCUCAAAAAUCACCAGUUAUGUUCUAGAAUGGGAUGAGGGGAAGAAAAACAGCAUUUUCCGUGAAUAUUAUGUUGGACACCAGCGACACUGCAAACUAAUGAGGUUGUGCCCUGCUGUUGGCUACACGUUUCGAGUGGCAGCACUAAAUGAUAUUGGCACCAGUGGAUUCAGCACAGAAGUCCUCUUCUACACCACAGGAAGUCUCCCGCAGACGUCCUUACCUCCACGGCUGGUACAGGCAGGUCCGUCCUGGCUUACACUGGAGUGGACGCGACCAAACAGCUGCAGCACCGAGGAGGUCGUCACAUACACCCUGGAGAUGCAGGAUGAGACCAAGGGACUGGACUUCCAGGCAGUUUACAGCGGUUUGGAGCUGAACCGUAAGGUGGAGUCCCUAAGAAGGAACACACAGUACAAAUUCAGGCUCAUCACCUGUAGUGGCGAGUGUUGCAGUGCUCCAAGCUCUUUGUUCCUGUGUAAGACGACCCCAGACAGACCCGGACCCCCUGUGAAUCCUGCAGUAAACACUGUCACAUAUCACAGCUUCUGUGUGACGUGGGAACCUCCACAGGAUGAUGGUGGAUCCGGAGACUUGACGUAUGUCUUGGAGAUAUCAGAAGGGGAUUCGGAAGAGAGGAAGUGGACAACUCUCUAUAGAGGACCAGAGAGGAAACAUCUGUGUGAGGAUCGAAAACCAGCAACAAGCUACUCCCUGAGACUCAGCUGUGUGAAUGUGGGCGGCCAAAGCCAGUGCUCAGAUGACUUGACGGUGUGCACUCAUAUCCCGCCCCCUGGCCGCUGUCAACCCCCAAGAACCGUGGGUAAUGUCAAACACAAAGAGAUGACCUUGCAGUGGGAUGGUCCUUUGUGUGGUGAAGAGAGUGAAAAUGUGGAGUUUAGCUUGGAAAUGUGUGCAAUGGAGGAGGGUUCGGAGCCAGCAGAGGUAUACCGUGGAUGCAAAGCAGAGUGCACUGCGGGUAAUUUGCUCCCUGGCACCACCUACAUGUUCCAAGUUCGUGCAGCCAACAGUGCUGGGUAUGGACCAUUCUCCGAAUCAGUGGAAAUAAGCACUGCCGCCGGCCCCCCAGGACAAUGCAGUCCACCUGCCAUCAAUGUGACGUCACACACCUGUGCAGAUGUGACCUGGGAGAACAAAGAGAGCUCUGGGAUAGACAUUUCUGAGUACCGGCUGGACUGGGGACAUGAUUUGGACUCUCUUGAACUGGUCUACAGUGGAACGGAAACCUACUUCCAAAUCUGCAACCUGGAGGCAUCUACGGACUACUGCUGCAGGCUACAGGCAGUGAACCAGGCAGGGGCGGGCCCCUACAGUGAUCUGGUGACGUGUCGGACCCCUGCGGCGGCCCCUGAUGUUGUAUCCGGAUUUCGCCUUGUUGACCACCCUCUGAACCCAACAGAAAGUGACCCCUUCUCCCACUCCACCUGUCUGGCCCUCACCUGGGACGAGCCUCGCUGUAAUGGGGCAGAAAUUACCUCCUACAGCAUCUCAAUGGGCGACAGCAUCAUCACCGCGGGAAAUGUAACCUGUCAUAUUAUCAGGGACCUGCUGCCGGACAGCGAGUACAGCCUGCAGAUUAGAGCAGAAAAUGAAAUGGGCCCCGGGCCCUUCAGUCAGACUCUGACGGUGAGGACCAGACCUCUUCCUCCAUCUCCUCCACGUCUGGAGUGUGCAGCGGUCGGACCUCAGAGUCUCAAACUACGCUGGGGUUUCAGCAGCCGAAGUCAACUCACAGACGACACGAACUACGUCCUGCAGAUGGAGGACAGGAACCAGAGGUUUGUGGUGGUUUACCGAGGUCCAAGCCACACUUUUAAGCUGCAGAGACUGAGCGAAUCAAGCCGGUACCGUUUCCGGAUCCAGGCAGUGAGCGAAGCAGGCGAGGGGCCGUUUUCUGAGACGUACACCUUCUGCACCACCAAAUCUCUGCCACAGACACUGAAAGCCCCAAGAGUUAUUCAGCUAGAGGGAAAUGCCUGUGAGGUCACAUGGGAGAGUAUUCCACCAAUGAGAGGAGACAGAAUCAGCUAUGUGCUACAGAUGCUUGGAGGCAGAGAUGCUGAUUAUAAACAGGUGUAUAAGGGACAUGAGACGUCCUUCCAGCUCUCCGGGCUGCAGUGGAACACAGACUACCGCGUGCGAGUGUUUGCAUGCAGGCGCUGCACAGACACCCUCCAGGAGCUGUGCGGGUCCUUCAGCCCAUCCGCCCACUUCAACCUGCGGCGGACUGAUGCCACACUGGCUGUGGAAGCGGACAUAACCAGGGUGCCCAUGGGCAACACCCUCACCGAUGAACAGUUUGCCGGCCUCAUGGUAUUCGGGGUGGCCUCUCUCUCUGUCCUAAUGGCAUUUCUGCUUCAGCUUCUGAUUUAGAGCCAUUCUCGUCUGUCCCUUCAGUUUUUAAACUACAACUCGCAAAACAAUUAAUGCAAGUACUGUUCGGUCAUUGACCAAAUUACACCUUUUACACUUAAAAUUUCAUGUAUUUUUUUACAGGUUUUUCUAUAAGAUGAGUUACAGCUUUAACAAAUCAGUAAUGAUGAAAUGUACUGUUUGGGCACCUGUGCCUGUUUUUUUUUUAGGUUGAUAAUGCUGUGCAUAUUUUUAUAUUUAGUAUUUAGGAGAUUUUAACACUAAAGUAAUAAGUGGCCUUCCAGAUCUCAAGUUGGACUCUCAGAUGAAUAUCUGAGGUGGGGUUGUUUUAAUGGUUUUUCCUAUUUAUCUUUAAAUCAGUGUCUAGACAGCUAAGCGGCAUCAGUACUCUCGCUCCCAUAUCUGUGCCCCAGGAAAGUCUGUCUAAAAGCUUCUUAAAAGCUUUAUUCAUUCUCUCCUCUUUCAUUUGUCUUAAAAAAAAAGAACAAGAAAAAUCAAAAGACACCUGCAUCUGUCUGGCCAAAGAGAGUCAAAUGACAGUUUUUGCAAUCAAUCAUCAAUGUACAGUGUUGUGAAGUCUGGAGUGUUUGUACCUCAGGGACUUGGGAGGGCCUUGAAAUCCACAGAUCCAAACUUUCAUGACAAAUCAUUUCAGAUCUGCUGCUUACAGUAUUUCAUUAACACUUUACCCUGGUCAUAUUCUACAGCACAUGAUCGUGUUUACUAGCACAAUAAGCCCUUAACCAAAGUUAGUCAGCAUUCAAGAUAUAACCGUUUUGUUAGAUUUAUUUAUGCUAUAUUCUUGUACUUUAUAAUGCAAAUCACAGUGCAAUCUACAUUUAUUUAUUACAAGAUUCAGAACUGUCAUAUUCAAUAUUUCCUUCAUGUAGCAUGUCUUUUUAUAAGGGGGUUAUGAAAAAUCUUUAUUAUUUUUUUCAAAUAUAGAACAUCAUGUUAACAUCAUUAACCUGUCUUAUUAAAGAUAUAAUAGUAUUGUUUAUAUUCUGUUUUUAAUGGCUUUUUUUAUUUUAAUUCAGAUUUUUUUAAUGGCUUUAGUUCAGAAAAUGUUGAUGUCUUAUACAUUUUUUGAUUUUACCACAAAUAUUUUAUCUUUUUUAUAUAUAUAUAUAUAUGUUUUUCUUUCUACUUCUUUUAAUCAUCUACUCUUCAUUUAGUAGAAUAUAUAUGUAUUGUUGAAGUUUUUAGACAAACAUUCCAUUGCUUUCUGAUUGAAAGAAGUUGAAAUGACUUGACACUAGAAAACUUGAAGUGGAAACACUUGAAGAAAUCAUUUUAAGAACUUCAGACCCUGAAUAUUUUUAAGUGGAAAACCGAAAUACUUUUUUUGUUUGUUUUGAAUUUUUUUAGUUGCAUUUAGCUGGAUAUCAGGUAAUAAGUGGCCUGGACGUAGAUUUCCAUUCUUGCAUAUCGUAUCAUGAAAAUCAAUCCAUAUUACCAUUUUUUUAAACGGAACUGUCACAUUUAUUGAUGUAAAUUAUAAUCGUAGACAAUAUAUUUAAAAAAAAACUACCAUAUCAAUUGAAAUGUAUAGAUAUUGAAAAUACUACCCUUUGUAUUUAAGAUGAUUAUGUAUCUGUAGUAUAUAUGUAAUAUAUUUAUACACAAUAAAUUUUUAAACAUUUCUGAAA